AUGCGCGAUGUCCAGUGUGGGCCAGCUGUCCUUGCCAGGUCGUGGAUGGACGAGCAGAAGAACAACGUGGACCUGCUGCUGCUGCUGCAUCAGCAGUGUGUCAGGCCAACGGUGAUCAAGACCACACUCAUGAUCGAACACAAGGCGGUUGCUGUCGAACAUCUUGCAGAGGUGUCAUCAGGCGAGCUGGCAGACAUUGAACGCGAGGGCGAGCACUCCAUUGAAAUCGUCUCACCGCCACAGCAGCGUGAGCAGGAGCAGGCUGUUCAUGGGGUGCUCACGUCCUCUUCAGCUACGAGCACACCUGAGAAGAAAGAACCGGCGCCUUCCGACAAGCGCCAAGACGCUGUUGCCGACACUCUUCGGAAAGCCAUCACCCCACCCCAGCACAACAUCAGCUCCCCACGCCUCUGA
Messenger RNA from Salpingoeca rosetta, 414 nucleotides. RefSeq lists its product as uncharacterized. The transcript has 2 exons. The record is from RefSeq and is a predicted model, not a curated record. NCBI's taxonomy places the organism in Eukaryota, Choanoflagellata, Craspedida, Salpingoecidae. The coding region runs from base 1 to 414 and encodes 137 amino acids.